This is a messenger RNA of Microbotryum saponariae, 1842 nucleotides long. The record is from the annotation of a GenBank genome assembly. Lineage: Eukaryota; Fungi; Basidiomycota; Microbotryomycetes; Microbotryales; Microbotryaceae.
AUGUCUUCGCCCAAGCCAGCCUCCCCACUGGCCACACGCUCACCCAAGCCAGCAGCAGCGUCACUGCCCCCAUCCGGACCAUCAUCGUCUGGAGCAGCAGCGGCAAGUCCAGCAGGAGGAGCACGAGCCAAGGUCGACAAAGCGGCGCUCAAGGCUGCCAAAGCGGCCAAGAGAGCCGCCGCCAAGGGACUAGCAUCUGGUCAACCUGCGUCCCCGGCGCUGAGCGAUGCAUUCCUCUCCUCCAAAAAGUCCGGUGGCGCGUCGAACAACAGGGGGGGCCAUGGCCAGGCCAAGCCGGAGCAGCAAUCCUCGACCGGAGCAGCUUCGUCCUCCUCGAACCGAGCUUCGACCUCCAAUGCAGCAACCGGGGGAGCAGCAGCAGCAGCAGCAGCAGCAGCAGCAGCAGCAACAACAACAGCCGCAACAACUUCCUCGCCCGCCACCACAACAGGCACCCGAGUUGCCUCGGCCUCAGCCAUCAUCGCCGACCCGUUGUCCCCCUUCCUGCACCUCGUCCUGCCCUCGUCGUCGUCGUCGUUGUCCCACUCGUCCAAGUCGAGCACGGCCAACAUCCACCCUUCCAUCAUCCGCCUCGCUCUGCAGUAUGCCGAGUUCAAGAUCGUAGGCGCCAACGCUCGCUGCAUCGCCAUGCUCGAAGCACUCAAGGAUGUCAGUCCAUCGCAACAAGUUCGCAGUCGGCGCUGCUGUCCUGACCCCACGGGCCGUCUCUCCCCACCCAGAUCAUCGCCACCUACACACCACCAGCACAGACAAGCCUCACACGGCAUCUGCCAACGACCCAUCUCAACCCGCAAAUCAACCAUCUCGUCCGAGCAAGGCCGCUCUCGGUCUCCAUGGGCACUGCGAUCCGGUACCUCAAGUACGAGAUCAGUCUGAUCGAAAUGGAGACCGACGUAGAAGAGGUCAGGAAUGCCUCGAGGUGUAGCUCAAAAAUAGCUCCUCAUUAGUGGCUGACCCAUUGUUGACACCUGUCCCAGGCCAAGGCGAUGCUCAUCAGCAAGAUCGACUCGUUCGUUCGCGACCGGAUCCUGCUCGCCGACAAGGUUAUCGAGCAACACGCGUGCGAAAAGAUCAACGACGGCGAUACCAUUCUCACCUAUGCGAGAUCGUCCGUCGUGGAAGGCGUCUUGCUCGAGGCCAAGAGGCAGGGCAAGGACUUUUCAGUUGUCGUUGUCGAUUCAAGACCGCUCAAUGAGGGUGAGUGCUCACCGGACUCGGCAAGUGAAAACGCCAGCGAGGAGAUCGUGCUGACAAUGACGUUUGCUCUGCUCGAUCAGGCAAAAAUCUUCUCAUCUCUCUGCGCGCGGCUCAAAUACCGACGACCUACGUCCUACUCCCCUCUCUAUCCUUGGUCCUACCCCGCGUUUCCCUCUGCCUUCUCGGCACCCACGCCCUGCUCUCGAACGGAUCCAUGUUCUCCCGAGCCGGAACAGCCAUGGUCGCGAUGAUGUUACGGGAAAAGGGUGUCCCCGUCGCUUGCUGUUGCGAGACGUACAAGUUCUCCGAGCGGAUCAUGCUCGAUUCGAUCGUGGGCAAUGAAAUGGGUUAGUCGGAGCUGGCGUUUUCUGAGCCGAAGCCCUGUCUUCGGGCCAUUUCUAACUCGAGCUCCCGCAUACCACCCUCACAGCCACGCCUCAAUCGUUAUUGGAGGGGAUCAUCCCCGCAACACCGACGACGAAUCUUUCACCUCUCUCGCUCUUGUACGAUGUGGCGAGACCUGAGGAUGUGACGGUCGUCAUCACCGAGGCAGGCUUGAUCCCCGUACAGUCCGUACCAGUGUUGCUCAGGGAUUACAAGCCCUUGGCUGGGGGAGGGUUGUAG